Molecule: messenger RNA, 1047 nt
Organism: Copidosoma floridanum
Lineage: Eukaryota; Metazoa; Arthropoda; Insecta; Hymenoptera; Encyrtidae
Source: RefSeq, a predicted model, not a curated record
AUGUCCAGCAGGGGCCGAGGCUUCUCGUCGGGCAGUGAGGGCACGCCACGUGCCUCGGAUCGGCAAGCAGGCAGGUCAGCGACAACGCUGCAGGAGUCUGCCACUGCCCUUGCAGCGGCUGAGUUGCGGCGCACCGCGCCACCCGCCCCCAACGCGCUGCAGGCUGAGGAGCCGAACAAGCGCGCGCCCACCGACACACAUAAGCCAGCGAGCCCUGAGCCGCGCACGGAGCAAGGCGAGCACUGGGAGGACGCUGGGGAGAAUCCGGCAGCAGUCAUGGCAGCAAACCCCAGCAACAUGCUGCAACGCUUUUGGCGCGACGAGCCGGAGCUCUGGUUCAUGCAGGCCGAGGAAAUCUUCAGCGCCAACAAAGUGACAGAUGAUGCACUCAAGUAUAGUGCAGUCUACAGUGCCCUGGACAAAGAGACACUUAGAGACCUCGUGGACCUGCUCAAAAACAAGCCGGAGACAGACAGGUAUGAUUUUCUAAAAGCAGCUCUGAUGAAGCGUUUGGCAGAAUCCAAGGAGGUGGCCCCGAGGCGCCUAUUCACCAACGUGGAGUUGGGAGACAGCACGCCUUCGCAGCUCUGGCGCAAGAUGAAGGCGCUGGCCGGAGAGGCGGACGACGGCUUGGUUAAAGCGCUGUGGCUUUCCAAGUUACCGUGCCACGCGCAGACACUCCUGCAGGCCUUCAAGUCUGCAACCACUCCUAUGGAGGAGCUGACAGAGGCAGCAGACAGCCUAGUCAGCUCUGCUGCGCAGAUCAACGCUGUCUCGUCCAAUGAUGCCAUUGCCCGUCAGCUGCAGCAGAACAACGUGCUGAUGUCGCAGAUGUUAACGGCACCUAAGGCUUGUCUGCCGAGGACGAACAAUAACAACAACAACAACAAUUCGAGCGCAAGCCGUUGCAACAACCGUGCGCGCAGCAGGAGCCGCAGCCGAACUCGACAACAGGAGGUCAACAAGGACUACUGCUGGUACCACAACAAAUUUGGCAGCAAGGCUCGUAGCUGUCAGGCGCCCUGCUCCUUUCCCCAGGAAAACUAG